Molecule: messenger RNA, 2747 nt
Organism: Mesoplodon densirostris (Blainville's beaked whale)
Lineage: Eukaryota; Metazoa; Chordata; Mammalia; Artiodactyla; Ziphiidae
Gene: ZNF527
Product: zinc finger protein 527
Exons: 8
Coding region: 323-2152 (609 amino acids)
Biological process (GO): regulation of DNA-templated transcription
Molecular function (GO): RNA polymerase II cis-regulatory region sequence-specific DNA binding; DNA-binding transcription factor activity, RNA polymerase II-specific
Source: RefSeq, a predicted model, not a curated record
GUGACAGGCUGCGGGUGUGACAGGGUGUGAUCUUCUGUGUCACCGUAAUCAGGACUUAAGCCCAGGUGCUACUUAGACCUCCCAGGUGCUGAGAAGACUUCACUGAUUCUCCUCUUGGGUUGCAAAGGCUUUUAUGGACAAAUUCAAGCUGCAUUACAAGUGAAGAAAUGUUGGCUCUGAGAAGACAAGGAACUUGUUUCAGGCUGUGCAGUUUCUUGUUGGUUUGGUAUUGAAAUUUGUCAGUGUUUUCCUCAGGCUGAAUUUCUGUGGAGUAAUAGAGGACUUUGUUCUCCAAAAGAGAAUAUUGAAGAAGGAAGGAAGAAUGGCUGUUGGACUAUGUAAAGCCAUGUCCCAGGGUUUGGUGACCUUCAGGGAUGUGGCUCUAAAUUUUUCCCAAGAGGAGUGGGAAUGGCUGGACUCAUCUCAGAAGGAUUUGUACAGAGAUGUCAUGUUGGAGAACUACAGGAACUUGGUAUGGCUUGGACUUUCCAUUUCUAAGCCCAACAUGAUCUCCUUAUUGGAGCAAGGGAAGGAUCCUUGCAUGGUGGAGAGAGAGAUGUCAGAUGGUCAAUAUGCAGAAUGGGACUCUUUGUAUGAAAUCAAGGCAUUAUCUCCAAAAUGGUACACUGAUGAAGAGGAAAUAUCCCAGGGGAUGAUAAUGGAAAGACUUACAAGUUAUGGCCUUGAAUCCUCCAGUUUCAGAGAAGCCUGGAAAUAUGAGGGUGAAUUUGAGCAGCAUCAGGGAAAUCAGGAGAGUCAUUUCAGGCAAGUGACAACUCUUAAGGAAAUCUCUGCCAUGAAAAGAGACAAUGAAUAUAAUAAUUCUGAGAGAAAUGUUUUCUUGAACUCAGUACUUUUAACACAACAGAGAGUUCCCACAGUAGAGCAAGUACAUAAAUUUGAUAUUUAUGAUAAAAUGUUCCCCCCAAAUUCAGUUCUAACUGAACAUAAAAGACUACAUGCUGAGAAGGAAUCUUUGAUAGGUAAUGAAUGUGAAGAAUUCGACCAGAGUACAUACCUUAGUAAAGAUGCAGAAAUUCCUCCUGGGGAGAAACGUUACGAAAGUAAUGAUUUUUCAGAUCUCUUAAGUUUCCACUCAUUACUUACUCAACAUCACACAACUCAUCUUGGAAAAUUAUCCCAUGGAUACGUUGAAUGUGGUGCUGCCUUUAGCUGUUAUUCAUUCUUUACUCAACCUCAGAGGAUUCACAGUAGAGAGAAACCAUAUGCAUGCAAUGACUGUGGAAAAGCCUUUAGCCAUGACUUCUUUCUCAGUGAGCAUCAGAGAGCUCAUACUGGGGAGAAACCAUAUGAAUGUAAGGAAUGUAACAAAGCUUUCAGACAGAGUGCACACCUUGCUCAACAUCAGAGAAUCCACACUGGAGAGAAACCCUUUGCAUGCGGUCAAUGUGGGAAGGCCUUUAGCCGUUACGCCUUCCUUGUGGAACAUCAGAGAAUUCACACAGGAGAGAAACCAUAUGAAUGUAAGGAAUGUAACAAAGCCUUCAGACAGAGUGCACACCUUAAUCAACAUCAGAGAAUUCACACUGGAGAGAAACCCUAUGAAUGUAAUCAAUGUGGAAAAGCCUUCAGCAGACGCAUAGCCCUUACUCUGCAUCAAAGAAUUCACACAGGAGAGAAACCCUUUAAAUGUAAUGAAUGUGGAAAGACCUUUGGCUAUCGCUCACACCUUAAUCAACAUCAGAGAAUUCACACUGGUGAAAAGCCCUAUGAGUGCAUCAAAUGUGGGAAGUUUUUUAGGACUGACUCACAACUUAAUCGACAUCAUAGAAUUCAUACUGGAGAGAGACCUUUUGAAUGCAGUAAAUGUGGGAAAGCCUUCAGUGAUGCUUUAGUUCUAAUUCAUCAUAAGAGAAGUCAUGCAGGAGAGAAACCCUAUGAAUGUAACAAAUGUGGGAAGGCCUUCAGUUGUGGCUCAUACCUUAAUCAACAUCAGAGAAUUCAUACUGGAGAGAAACCUUAUGAAUGUAAUGAAUGUGGGAAGGCUUUCCAUCAGAUCUUGUCCCUUAGGCUACACCAGAGAAUUCAUGCUGGAGAAAAACCCUAUAACUGUAAUGAAUGUGGGAACAAUUUUAGCUGUGCUUCAGCUCUUCGACGACAUCAGAAAAUUCAUAAUAGAGAAACUCUCUGAUUAUGUAUAACAAGUAUAAGAAAGAAAACAUGUAGUCACCAUUCAGUCCUUAUUAAAUAAAUAUCAGUGAGUUCUUCAGUUAGUAAUUCUAUGAAUGUAGUACCUAUGGAGAAACCUUCAGUUCAUGAGCAUCCCUUAUUUGAAAUAGCCUGAGUGGUAGACAUCUGUUACUUUGGGAUCUGUUCUGUACCCUAUUUGAGACUUACCUCACCCUCAAUGCAUAUAAUUCUGAUGAAAUUGUUUAAUCAGGGAGAGCAGUAGAUUGGUCAUAGGCAGGUCAAUUAUUUUCUUCAACCUCAUGAUAGAUAAGGGAUUUACAAAUGGCCCUGUCUAGACCAGUAGAGUCCUAGGGGGUUAUUGUUAUGGGUAGUAAGAAAAGAUUUUUUCCCCCACCCCAGAAUUGCAAGUUUCAAGGAUUUAGUAAGGUUAAAAACUCACCAGUAGCCUUUUUGCCACCACAUGAAGAAAACCUUCCCAGGAUAAAUCUGACACAAAGGAAAACUGAGGUCAGAGACAGAAAUCUGAGGAUGCUGUUUGAUCUUCUGGAUCCAGUCACGUUUGAAGCCGACACCAUCUUUUACUUUUUCAUUUUUGU